AGCACAUUUCAUUUGAAGUGAAACAUUCCUGAGCUACUGAGUUAUUUGUCGCUGUGUUUAAAUGUAAGUUACUUCCUUAAAGAGAUAAUUUCUUCCCUCCACCUGAUCAAAACUGACAAGCAACAAACACAGCGGGACUCUGUGUGUUUACUGAAACCACUGGUCUUCUCCCAGUAACUAUGAUUCGACCAUCCCAGUCCACGCUGGUCUUACUGCUGAUCGGGAUUCAGGCUGCUGUGUUGGUAAGAGCUCAUUCUGGAUUUAAUCUGGUGAGGCACAAACGAGAGUGGAUUAUUCCUCCAAAAACUCUGAAGGAAAAUGUUGACUAUAGUCAUCUGGAAUAUAUUGCCAAGAUCCGAUCUGACUAUUCAGCUGCAGAAGGUGUGACUUACUCCUUAGAGGGAGUUGGAGCAAAUAAGUUUCCUUUCCAUGUGUUCGUGGUUGACCCUAAUAAUGGAAAUGUUCGAUUGACCAAAAAGCUAGACAGGGAGAGUAUUGACACCUACUAUCUUCAAGGUAUUGCUACAUUCAAAAAUGGAAGCGAAGCAGAGAAAAGAAUUGACCUGAAGCUUAAGGUGCAAGAUGAGAAUGACAACGCUCCAAAGUUUGACUUCUCUGUGGUGACAGCUUGGGUGGAUGAGCACAGUCCUAAAGGGACGUCGGUUACAACAAUCUUCGCCACCGAUGCGGAUGAACCAGAGACGCUCAAUUCUAAGAUCGCCUACUCCAUCAUCAACCAGAUACCCCACAACUAUUUCAGCAUAACCAAGGAAGGGACCAUCAUUGUUAAUAAUUCUGCAUUGGACAGAGAAGAAGAAGACACGUACAUUCUUACAGUGACUGCUGCGGAUCUGGAUGGUGCAGAAGGGGGACACACUGCAACAGGCACUGUCACUGUCUACCUCGAUGAUGUAAAUGACCAUCCUCCAACUUUGGAAAAAACAGAAUUUGAGUUAAAUAUUAAGGAGAACAUCUUUGGUGUUGAGGUGAUGAGGUUCAAAACACAGGACAUGGACCUUAAGGGUACAGAAAACUGGGAAGCUGUUUUUGAAAUUGUCAAAGGAGACGAGGGUGGAUAUUUCAGCUUUAAAACUGAUCCCGAAACCAAUGAGGGCAUCUUAAUGCUUGAAAAGCCUUUGGACUAUGAAUCCAUUAAAAACUUGGACCUGGGACUAGAAGUACGCAACAAGGCUCCACUGUUUGAUGGAUCUGGCUCCAAUGCUGAAGCUGGUAUUAGCGCAGGGGCUGGUGGUGCUGCAGGAAAUGGUGCAAGCGGAGCCAGUGGAGCCAGCGGGGCCAGUGGUGCCAGUGGUGCAAGCGGUGCCAGCGGAGCCAGUGGAGCCAGUGGAGCCAGUGGAGCCAGUGGUGCAAGUGGAGCCAGUGGGGCCAGUGGAGCCAGUGGUGAUGGCAGUACCACCGGAUCUGGAGGAUCCAGUGGAACAACAUUUAAAGGCUAUUCAAUCAAAAUCAAUGUGAUGGACGAGCCAGAAGGACCUAAUUUUGAUUCAGCUGCUAAAGCUAUUCCACUCACACGGGCCCACUACUUGGACGGUUCUAAUAUCAUUGGCCGUUAUCCUGCAAUAGAUGAAGUCACAGGAGAGCCAGUGAAUAAUGUCACAUAUCUAAAAGGCUCUGACCCUCGCGGAUGGUUUAGUAUUGACCCCAAAACAGCUGAGAUCAAACUGAUCAAGAAUCCUUACAGGGAGUAUUCUUCACUGGUCAAUGGGACAUAUUUGGCUGAAAUACUCUGCAUCACAGAAGAUAUGCCCGCUAAAACAUCUACUGGUACCAUAGCCAUCCAGGUGGACAGCGGCGACUGCCCCACCCUGCCAAGGAAAUCCCUGUCUAUGUGCACAUCAAAGAACUUUGUCAUUGUUAAUGCUGAUGUUGAAAAUGCAUUAUAUAGUAGCCCACCUUUUGAUUUUACCAUCGACCCAAGUGAGACAAAAGGAAGUUGGCAAGUGGAAUGGUACAAUGAUACUGCAGCUAUUGUGAAGCCGAAGGAGAACCUUCCGCCUGGUGUCUACGAGGUGACGCUGAUGGUGAAAGACCAGCAUGGACAGACUUGCCUAGAUCCACAGAAAAUCUACAUCAUUAUCUGUCAGACUAGGAAAGUCGAUGCAAAUCCGGUUAGCAAAUUAGGAAAUGCAGGAUUAGGCGUUCUUCUUCUGGGAUUGAUGCUUCUGAUAUUGGGUACAUGCCUGUUGCAUCACUGCACCUGUUCAGGCCCAUUAUUUACUGAGUUAAAUGAUUCCACAAGCUCACAACUCAUUUGCCAAAACUAUGAGCACCCAGCACCAGCGCCCAAUAUGGACAUGCCUUGGAAAAUCUGGUCAAACAUGAAAGCUGCCAGGAUUCCAUUUCAAAAAAUGGGAGCAGGGUCUUAUACGGAUUCCCAGCAAUCAGGUUCCUUCAUAAAGGCGGGCGUGCACCCGGCUGACCACAGAGCAGAGCUGUGGGAAAUAAACCAGUGGGAUGGCAGUACCUUCUACUCUGAGUGUGAAAGCAGAGCGGCCCGAGAGGACAUUGUUACUGAGGACCUACGUUUGUCAAGAUACCAAAACAUCUACCUCAACCAGAAAACCAGGGGAAAUGAGCUCCUUGGGGGAGAACAGGACGGCCCGCAUGCGUAUGACUAUGAAGGCGCGGGUUCCGUUGCUGGCUCUGUGGGCUGCUGCAGUUUUCUGGAAUCAGACAACGAUCUGCAGUUCUUGGAUGAUCUUGGGAUCAAAUUUAAAACACUUGCUGAAAUAUGUGGAGCCAAAAAAACUCAAACUGAGAUAACGCGAUUGGAUACUCCCCUAUCUAAAGAUUCUUCAGGCAGAAUUCAAAUGUCAGAGGCAGAUUUGUUGACAAGCCAAGCGAUGUCCUCUUCAUCCAAAGUGCAGCAGACUGUAGCCAGUGAGAUAACAGAGCAUAGUGAGAUAAGGGAGAGCAAGGCCACAGUGAGGGAAGAGAUGCACUCAGUGCAAGCAGGGAUGGAACAUCAGAACAGGAUGCUAGUUUUAAAGCAACAGCAGCCUGUCUACCCUACAGCCAUACCUGUGAUUCAGCCCGUGCACUAUGUUGUUCAGCAGCCUCCUCAGAAUGUCAUGUUUAUGGUUACCGGCACUAACAUUGGUUCAUCCCAGGCAGUUACUGUUCAAGGUCAGACAGUGAUGCACAGAGCACAAACCCAGAGCCCAGAGAUGGUGCUGAUGGACAGCAUGGGGACCAAUGAAAACCUGGUCUUUACUUCCCAGAAUAUGUUUAUUAAAGGCAUGCUCCCUGCAGGAUCCGUGAAUGGGAACCAGGUUAGCCUAGCUCAGGGUGAUACUGGACUAAACCAGCUCUCAGGGUCUCAGGCAAUCCUGAAGGUUGAGGCGUCAAAGUGCAAAAAGGAUGGAAGAGGUGUCUUCCAAAGGUCCGAAGUCUUUGGGGUUCAAAAAGUUAUCAGCGAUGGCGCAUCCAGUGGCUCUGAAUGCAGCACCUCUUCCUGCAGGCUUACAAAGCAAAUCCAGUUCAACUAAGCAGCUAACUCUAAUGAGGGAAACAGACAGGUGAAAAAGGCCGUUAAUGUUUGAGGCCUUUCUGAGCAGCAGGUAGUCUUACUCAUUGUGAACAGGGAUAAAGGUGUUUUUGCACUGGUUCUGAUUGCUUGGGCUGUGGAUAAUAAUUGCAGGCUUGAAGUUGUGAAUGGGUAUAUGUAUGUCUAUAUGUGCAUCAUCUGAUUCAUUUAUUUCCUCACUUACUGGUUUUUGUGUAGUAUGGACUCUUAAGUUAAAUGGGAACCAGGAAGAUCUUUGGUGUUAAGGACCGUAGUAAGGUGAAGGGUGAUGGUUAAAAACGUUACACCUCUUUGUUCCUCCCUCAAACAAUAGCACAAAAUUACAGUAUAUACUUUCUUGGUUAUAGAUAACGUUUGCAUUUGGUAGUUUUACAAUUUUACAUGGUUGUCUGAAAUAAAGUCAUUAAUUCAUUCAUUCA
Molecule: messenger RNA, 3966 nt
Organism: Cyprinodon tularosa
Lineage: Eukaryota; Metazoa; Chordata; Actinopteri; Cyprinodontiformes; Cyprinodontidae
Product: desmoglein-2-like
Exons: 14
Coding region: 180-3509 (1109 amino acids)
Biological process (GO): homophilic cell-cell adhesion
Cellular component (GO): desmosome; plasma membrane
Molecular function (GO): calcium ion binding
Source: RefSeq, a predicted model, not a curated record